UCACACCCACAGAACUAAUGGCAGCAGCAGCAUAUGCAACAAAAUUCGGCUUACUACUUCAGUCCUUUGACCCUGUCCUCAGCAAUAUCGAAAAUGGGAUAGCGCACUCCACUGAAGCAGCUGUAGAUCUAGAGGACUCUAUCACUGCCUUCCGAGCAACGGGAAACGGGGGCACUGAUAUUGACGGGGAAGAGCAGCAGAUUACCCAGCUGGAUGCUUCCAUCAAAUCAUAUCUGGACAUGGUCCAAGAGCUCAAUUCACAGAAACGCAUAUUGGAGGAUAUGCGGGCCCGCUUAACAGCAGGGCAACAGCUAGGGGACGGUGAUCUUGUGGCGUGGUUUGAAGAAAAGUAUGCGGAUGAGCAACGCGAAUGGGAGGCUACUGAUGAGGCAGCGCGAUACCAUGGGAAUGAGGAGUACGUCGAGUUCCGGCGAAAGCUAUGGGAAAAGCGAUAUCCGAACAAGCCUUUCUCCCUUACUCCCGGAGAAAAUGAGCAGGAAGAGGAUGACGAAUUAGAGAUUGUUAGCCAGAACCAGAGCCUAGUUUGUCCCAUUACACAAUCACUACUGGAAGAUCCAGUUACAUCCAACGUCUGCAACACUCUACUCUGGAAAGCAUAACCGAACACAUCAAAAUUUCGGACGAGAUAAUCAUUCAGGCCGAGCAGAAUGCCCGGUGAUAGGUUGUAACAAGUACGUCAAACUUGGUGACCUCAAGCGCAACAAAAGUCUGGCGCGUCUGGCAGCUCGAAAACGAGCACAAGCGGAGGAAGCGGCGGAGGAGGACGAAGACGAGUAUACAAUGAUGGAUUAAAGUCGUCAAUAAUUGUAAAUAGGAUACAAACAAAUACGUUCUUAUUAUGUAAUGGGCCGCCAGAACGCGAAGGCAGCUCAUCAUUAUCAGCUACUCACACCAUCAACACAUAUUACAUUAUCAUCAUACGAGUCAUCGGACUGACUGUGUGCCAGUAGACACUUUUCUCAUAGGCUGGUUGACCGCUCUUCGAGCGCGGUCCCAUACUCCUACUCCGGUUUCAACCUCAUCAUCUGAAGACUGCGCACCGUCCUCUUUUGUAAUAUAUACUGUCUUUCGUGAGA
Messenger RNA from Spizellomyces punctatus DAOM BR117, 1097 nucleotides. RefSeq lists its product as uncharacterized. Gene Ontology annotation, biological process: double-strand break repair via homologous recombination; protein sumoylation. Gene Ontology annotation, molecular function: SUMO ligase activity. The coding region runs from base 18 to 620 and encodes 200 amino acids. The record is from RefSeq and is a predicted model, not a curated record. Lineage: Eukaryota; Fungi; Chytridiomycota; Chytridiomycetes; Spizellomycetales; Spizellomycetaceae. The transcript has 3 exons. Gene Ontology annotation, cellular component: Smc5-Smc6 complex; nucleus.